Messenger RNA from Gallus gallus (chicken), 13771 nucleotides. RefSeq names its product calcium voltage-gated channel subunit alpha1 C (gene CACNA1C). The record is from RefSeq and is a predicted model, not a curated record. Gene Ontology annotation, molecular function: high voltage-gated calcium channel activity. Lineage: Eukaryota; Metazoa; Chordata; Aves; Galliformes; Phasianidae. Bases 415 to 7023 code for a protein of 2202 amino acids. The transcript has 49 exons. Gene Ontology annotation, cellular component: voltage-gated calcium channel complex; membrane. Gene Ontology annotation, biological process: calcium ion import across plasma membrane.
ACAGAAACCAGAGAUGGCCAUGGCUCGGUGAGGUGACGAGCUGACGGGCGGAUGGCCCCCACUAUCUCCACUUCUCAGUCCUGAAAAAGUUUUCCUGAAAAACCACAAGGGGAGGAGAAGACUCCAACGGAACAUAAGGCACACAAGACAAGAAAAGGAUUAGGAGUGAGGAGCAAGGAAAGGAAGAAGAGUGCAUUAGAUAUUGCGGAGGCUUCAGAGAGCUGGAAAGUAGCUUCUAGAUGAAAGGACCAAGUUGUCAGUAGCUCUGGUUUUUGGUUUUUUAACUUCUGCACAAGGCUAUUACAUAAAAUAACUCCGCAUUAGGAAACAAUCGUCUAAAAGGAAUUUACCUCCUUUAUAUUGAGAAAAUAUAUUCAAGCUCAGUGGUUUCAAAGCUCCUUGGAAUUUUAAAACAUGUUUCAAGCCUUUGUUCGGCAAGCAUACCAACCGCUAUCCAGCCACCAGCAAGGGGAAUCUGAAACGAAGUACAGGGGGAAGCUGGUGCAUGAAACUCAGCUCAACUGCUUCUACAUCAAACCUGGAGGUUCCAAUUAUGGGAGUCCCCGUCCAGCUCAUGCCAACAUGAAUGCCAAUGCAGCUGCAGGGCUUGCCCCAGAGCAUAUCCCUACACCAGGGGCAGCUCUGUCCUGGCAAGCUGCAAUUGAUGCUGCCAGGCAAGCCAAAUUGAUGGGUAGUGCUGGCAAUGCAACAAUAUCCACAGCUAGCUCCACGCAGAGAAAACGGCAGCAGUACGGGAAACAGAAAAAACAGGGUACCACGACAGCUACGCGUCCUCCCCGGGCACUGCUGUGUUUAACACUGAAAAAUCCCAUCCGGAGGGCAUGCAUCAGCAUCGUCGAAUGGAAACCAUUUGAAAUAAUUAUUUUACUGACUAUUUUUGCCAAUUGUGUGGCCUUAGCUAUCUAUAUCCCCUUUCCAGAAGAUGAUUCCAAUGCCACCAAUUCCAAUCUGGAACGAGUGGAAUAUCUCUUUCUCAUAAUUUUUACAGUGGAAGCAUUUUUAAAAGUAAUAGCAUAUGGACUUCUCUUUCACCCCAACGCUUACCUCCGCAAUGGCUGGAAUUUACUAGAUUUUAUAAUUGUGGUAGUAGGGCUUUUUAGUGCAAUUUUAGAACAAGCAACCAAAGCAGAUGGGGGGAAUUCAAUAGGAGGAAAAGGUGCCGGAUUUGAUGUUAAAGCACUGCGGGCUUUCCGAGUAUUACGUCCCUUACGACUGGUGUCUGGAGUUCCUAGUCUCCAGGUGGUUUUAAAUUCAAUUAUCAAGGCCAUGGUCCCUUUGUUGCAUAUUGCCCUGCUGGUGCUGUUUGUCAUCAUUAUCUAUGCCAUCAUUGGACUGGAGUUAUUCAUGGGAAAGAUGCAUAAGACCUGCUACCACGUGCAAGGGGGACUGAUAGAUACGCCUGCAGAAGAUGACCCAUCUCCCUGCGCCCCCCAGUCCGCACAUGGGCGGCAGUGCCAGAAUGGAACCGAGUGCAAGGCAGGCUGGGAGGGACCCAAGCACGGCAUUACGAACUUUGACAAUUUUGCUUUUGCCAUGCUGACAGUGUUUCAGUGCAUCACGAUGGAGGGGUGGACAGAUGUACUCUACUGGAUGCAGGACGCUAUGGGCUAUGAGUUACCAUGGGUGUAUUUUGUCAGUCUGGUCAUCUUUGGAUCCUUUUUCGUUCUAAAUCUGGUACUUGGUGUGUUGAGCGGGGAAUUUUCCAAGGAAAGAGAGAAGGCUAAGGCUCGGGGAGAUUUCCAGAAGUUACGGGAAAAGCAACAGCUAGAGGAGGAUUUGAAGGGCUAUUUAGACUGGAUAACUCAAGCAGAAGAUAUUGACCCAGAAAAUGAAGAUGAAGGCAUGGAUGAGGAGAAGCCUCGAAACAGAAGCACUCCAGCUGGCUUGCCUGAUAAGAAGAAAGAAAAGUUUUCUUGGUUUAGUCACUCCACAGAAACCCAUGUGAGCAUGCCCACCAGUGAGACCGAGUCCGUGAACACAGACAACGUCCCUGGAACAGAUAUUGAAGGCGAAAACUGCGGUGCUAGGCUAGCGCAUCGGAUCUCCAAAUCUAAAUUUAGUCGCUAUUGGCGCCGAUGGAAUCGAUUCUGCAGACGAAAGUGCCGUGCUGCUGUCAAGUCCAAUGUUUUCUACUGGUUGGUGAUCUUCCUUGUGUUUCUCAACACCCUUACCAUUGCCUCUGAACACUACAACCAGCCAGACUGGCUCACUGAGGUUCAAGACACUGCCAAUAAGGUGCUGCUAGCUCUUUUCACGGCAGAGAUGCUGCUGAAGAUGUACAGCCUCGGUCUCCAGGCCUAUUUUGUGUCCCUCUUCAACCGCUUUGACUGUUUCAUUGUGUGUGGAGGAAUCCUGGAAACAAUUCUGGUUGAGACGAAGAUCAUGUCACCAUUGGGCAUUUCUGUGUUGAGAUGUGUUCGGCUAUUAAGAAUAUUUAAAAUCACAAGAUAUUGGAACUCCCUGAGUAACCUAGUGGCUUCACUCCUGAAUUCAGUCCGUUCCAUUGCCUCCCUCCUGCUGCUCCUCUUCCUCUUCAUCAUCAUCUUCUCACUGCUGGGGAUGCAGCUUUUUGGGGGCAAGUUUAACUUUGAUGAAAUGCAGACCAGGAGGAGUACAUUUGACAACUUCCCCCAGUCCCUCCUCACUGUGUUUCAGAUCCUGACUGGGGAGGACUGGAAUUCGGUGAUGUAUGAUGGGAUCAUGGCUUAUGGCGGCCCCUCUUUUCCAGGAAUGUUGGUCUGUAUUUACUUCAUCAUCCUCUUCAUCUGUGGGAACUACAUCCUGCUGAAUGUAUUUUUGGCCAUUGCUGUGGACAACCUUGCUGAUGCGGAGAGUUUAACAUCUGCACAGAAGGAAGAGGAAGAGGAAAAAGAAAGGAAAAAACUAGCUAGGACUGCUAGUCCUGAAAAGAAACAGGAGAUAGAGAAAACAGCUGUGGAGGAGGAGACAAAGGAGGAGAAAAUUGAGCUGAAAUCAAUCACUGCUGAUGGAGAAUCCCCACCUGCUACGAAGAUCAACAUGGAUGACUAUCAGCCAAACGAAAAUGAAGAAAAGAGCCCAUAUCCCACAACAGAAGCACCAGCAGAGGAAGAUGAGGAAGAACCUGAGAUGCCUGUCGGCCCUCGGCCUCGCCCAAUGUCUGAGCUGCACCUCAAGGAAAAGGCUGUCCCCAUGCCUGAUGCCAGCGCUUUUUUCAUCUUCAGUCCUAACAACAGGUUCCGUGUCCACUGCCAUCGAAUCGUUAACGAUAACAUUUUCACCAACCUGAUCCUAUUUUUCAUCUUGCUCAGCAGCAUCUCCUUGGCAGCUGAGGACCCCGUCCGACACCUCUCCUUUAGGAACCAAGUUCUCUUUUAUUUUGAUAUAGUUUUUACUGUCAUUUUCACCAUUGAAAUUGCUCUGAAGAUGACCGCAUACGGGGCUUUCCUCCAUAAGGGCUCCUUCUGCAGAAACUAUUUCAACAUCUUAGACCUGCUGGUGGUCAGCGUUUCUCUCAUCUCUUUUGGAAUCCAAUCCAGUGCCAUCAAUGUGGUGAAGAUUUUGCGUGUUCUGCGAGUGCUUCGACCUCUGAGGGCCAUCAACAGAGCCAAAGGACUAAAGCAUGUGGUCCAAUGUGUGUUUGUUGCCAUCCGAACCAUCGGAAACAUUGUGAUUGUCACCACUUUGCUGCAGUUCAUGUUUGCCUGCAUUGGAGUUCAGUUGUUUAAGGGCAAACUCUACAGCUGUACUGAUAGCUCCAAGCAGACUGAAGCAGAAUGCAGAGGGUACUACAUCACAUACAAGGAUGGUGAGGUCAGUCAGCCGAUGAUCCAACCCCGGAGCUGGGAGAACAGCAAGUUUGACUUCGACAAUGUCUUGACUGCCAUGAUGGCCCUCUUCACUGUCUCAACCUUUGAAGGAUGGCCAGAGUUGCUGUAUAGGUCCAUUGAUUCCCACAUGGAGGAUGUGGGACCCAUCUAUAAUCACAGGGUUGAGAUCUCCAUCUUCUUUAUUAUCUACAUCAUCAUCAUUGCUUUCUUCAUGAUGAACAUCUUCGUUGGUUUCGUCAUCGUCACAUUUCAGGAACAAGGAGAACAAGAAUACAAGAACUGUGAGCUGGACAAGAACCAGCGCCAGUGUGUAGAGUAUGCCCUGAAAGCCCGGCCCCUGCGGAGAUACAUCCCAAAAAACCAGUACCAGUACAAAGUUUGGUAUGUGGUCAACUCCACCUAUUUUGAAUACCUGAUGUUCGUUUUGAUCCUGCUGAACACCAUCUGUCUGGCCAUGCAACACUACGGUCAGAGCUGCAUGUUCAAGGAAGCCAUGAACAUCCUCAACAUGCUCUUCACUGGCCUCUUCACUGUCGAGAUGGUCCUGAAGUUAAUUGCCUUCAAACCCAAGCACUAUUUCUGUGAUGCAUGGAAUACAUUUGACGCCUUGAUUGUUGUGGGUAGCAUUGUUGAUAUAGCAAUCACCGAGGUGAACCCAGCUGAAAAUACCCAAUGCUCUUCCUCUAUGAACGCAGAGGAAAACUCUCGCAUCUCAAUCACCUUCUUCCGACUCUUCCGCGUGAUGCGUCUUGUGAAGCUCCUGAGCCGAGGGGAGGGCAUCCGGACACUGCUCUGGACCUUCAUCAAGUCCUUCCAGGCUCUCCCCUAUGUGGCUCUUCUAAUAGUGAUGCUGUUCUUCAUCUACGCCGUGAUCGGGAUGCAGGUGUUUGGUAAAAUUGCACUGAACGAUACCACAGAAAUCAACCGCAACAACAACUUCCAGACCUUCCCCCAAGCGGUGCUGCUGCUUUUCAGGUGUGCCACCGGUGAGGCCUGGCAGGAAAUCAUGCUGGCGUGUCUCCCAGACAAGAAGUGCGACCCCGACUCAGAGCCGGCCAACUCCACCGAAGCCGACCACUCCUGUGGCAGCAGCUUUGCUGUCUUCUACUUCAUAAGCUUCUACAUGCUCUGUGCCUUCCUGAUCAUCAAUCUUUUUGUAGCCGUUAUAAUGGAUAACUUCGAUUACCUGACACGGGACUGGUCCAUUUUAGGACCACACCACCUAGAUGAGUUUAAAAGGAUCUGGGCAGAGUAUGACCCUGAAGCCAAGGGACGGAUCAAGCACUUGGACGUGGUGACACUGCUCCGGCGGAUUCAGCCUCCACUGGGCUUCGGGAAGCUUUGCCCUCACCGAGUGGCUUGCAAACGCCUUGUCUCCAUGAAUAUGCCACUAAACAGCGAUGGAACUGUCAUGUUCAAUGCCACCCUCUUUGCGCUGGUCAGAACUGCACUGAGGAUCAAGACAGAAGGUAACCUGGAGCAAGCCAAUGAAGAGCUUAGAGCAAUAAUUAAGAAAAUCUGGAAGCGCACCAGUAUGAAGCUGCUGGACCAGGUGGUGCCUCCUGCAGGUGAUGAUGAGGUGACUGUUGGGAAGUUCUACGCCACUUUCCUGAUUCAAGAGUAUUUCCGGAAGUUCAAGAAACGCAAAGAGCAGGGCCUGGUGGGCAAGCCCUCCCAGCGCAACGCACUCUCCUUGCAGUUUGCUGUUUUGCAGGCUGGUUUGCGCACACUUCAUGACAUUGGUCCAGAGAUCCGACGAGCGAUCUCUGGAGACCUGACAGCUGAAGAAGAGCUAGAUAAGGCUAUGAAAGAAGCUGUUUCUGCUGCCUCUGAAGAUGAUAUCUUCCGGAGAGCCGGAGGCUUGUUUGGAAACCAUGUCAGCUAUUACCAAAGUGAUGGCAGGAGUGCAUUCCCCCAGACAUUCACCACGCAGAGACCUUUGCACAUCAAUAAGUCUGGCAACAACCAGGGAGAUACCGAGUCUCCAUCUCAUGAGAAGUUGGUGGAUUCUACCUUCACUCCCAGCAGCUACUCAUCUUCAGGCUCCAAUGCAAACAUCAACAAUGCCAACAACACAGCCCUGUGCCGCUUCCCAAGCCCACCCAGCUACCCCAGCACUGUCAGCACAGUGGAAGGCCAUGGGACUCCAUUGUCACCUACCAUACGUGUGCAAGAAGCUCCUUGGAAACUACCUUCCAAAAGGACGCACUACUACGAAACAUUGGGACGCUCCAGUUCCAGAGACAGCCAGCUGGCAAUUGUUUGCCAAGAGGAAGUGUCUCAGGAUGAGACUUAUGAUGAAAAUUUGAAUGAAGACAUUGAGUACUGUAGUGAACCAAGUCUGCUCUCUACUGAAAUGCUUGCAUACCAAGAUGACGAAAACAGACAACUUACUCCACCAGAAAACAACAAAGGAGAGGACACCCGGCACUCUCCGAAGAAAGGGUUUCUGUGCUCCUCAGCUCUAGGUCGACGAGCAUCUUUCCACUUAGAGUGUCUGAAAAGACAGAAAAACCAGGGCGUAGAUGUCUCGCAGAAGACAGUUCUGCCUUUACAAAUGGUACAUCAUCAGGCACUGGCGGUGGCCGGCCUGAGCCCCCUCCUCCAGCGAAGCCAUUCCCCCACCACGUUCUCCCGGCUGUGCGCCACACCGCCUGCUACACCCUGCAGCCGAGGCUGGCCACAGCAGCCCAUCCCGACGCUGCGCCUCGAGGGGGCUGAGUCCAGUGAGAAGCUCAACAGCAGCUUCCCCUCCGUGCACUGCAGCUCCCGGUUCCCCGACAGCUCUGACUGUGGCAGCCCAAGGAGAGCCAGGCCGGUGUCCCUCACCGUCCCCAGCCCGACGGCAGGGAGCAGCAGGCAGUUCCAUGGCAGCGCCAGCAGCCUGGUUGAAGCGGUGUUGAUUUCGGAAGGACUGAUGCAGUUUGCUCAAGAUCCAAAGUUCAUUGAGGUCACGACCCAGGAACUCGCUGACGCCUGUGACAUGACGAUAGAAGAGAUGGAAAACGCAGCAGACAACAUUCUCAAUGGUAACAGCAAGCAGAGCCCCAAUGGCAACCUGUUGCCUUUUGUUAACUGCAGGGACGCAGGGCAGGACAGUGCAGGCGAGGAAGAGGAAGAGGUGCAGAACCCGGAUUGUAGAAAAAGUCAGGAGGAGCUGAAGGACAGCAGGAUUUAUAUCAGCAGCCUGUAGUUGCCAGGGCUGGAAGCGAUGCUGGUUUUUUAUUUGUUUCAAUGUUCCUAAUGGGUUUGUUUCAGAAGUGCCUCACUGUUCUCGUGACCUGGAGUAACCGGAACAGCGUUCUUCAUUCAUUUCUGUUGGGACGAGUCGCAGAGUUGGGUGGUGGCAGAGAACUUGUCAGGAGCGGAUAGGACCCCGGCACGCGUCCGCCUGGAAAGAGCGUGGCGCCCAGGAGGAGAGUCAGCUCCCUCUUUUUCCAGUCCCUGCACAAGGCACGACGACUGCCUCCCAAGGGCGGCCCAGCCAAACGCGCCCGGCCUCCAGCGGGCAUCCUUCAACUUUGCUUGUAAAAAUCAUUUUGCACACGUUCUGUCCGAGCCUCACCGCCCCCGGCCACCCCGGCCCCGCCGCCCGGGCCCGGAGGACGCAGCGCCGCCAAAAGGGGAGCGCGGGGACUGCAGCGGCUCCUGCUGUUGGCCAAUCAGAGCUCGAGGGUUGCUCUCCAGCCAACCCGAGCAUGGGCAAGUCACCUGCCGACCAAUCGGAGUUCAGACAGCCGGCCGCGCCAGCCAAUGGGAGAGCGGGGAGUGGCCGGGCACGGGUCUCUCUCCUUGUCCCGCAGUUGGGUGUUUCCUUGAGAGCAUGUUGCGGUUUUUAUUUCGACUAUUUUAUUUUUAUUAUAAUUUUUCAGAGGGAGAAGGGAGUGUUUACAAGGUUCUGUAACCACCUACCUUUUUGUUUGGGUUUAUUUUCACCUUUGCAGAUGUUACGUUGGUUUGACCAUGUUGUAUUAUUUAAGCCAGGUUCUCUUCUCCGUUGGCAUUUGGUAGAAGCAUAACGCUGUAGGCGAGUUUUACCGACCACUAUGUACACCGAGACUCUGUCGUUUGAUUUGCUACCGAGCGGAACCUCCUUUUUUUGUUGUUGUGUUAUCAUAUAACGGCAGCGGGCAACGUGCUUGGCACAGCCCCACGUGUCCCAGGGACCAAUGGGGCCAUUGGGAUUCAGCGCCGAAGCAGCGCCUGCUGCCGGGAGGGGAACCAGUAACUCUUUGCAUCUUCUGUUCCACAAGAUAUGCAAAAGCAAUGCAAUAAUAUUAAUUUUGAAAUACAAUCAUAAGUCGUGUUGGCAUUAAAACUGUAUAGAGAAAAAGAAAAUUAACGGGGCGGGGGGGGGACAACCAAGCAGAAGGCGUUACGCUUCAAUAUAUUCCGUGUGAUGUUUUAUUGCAUUGAUGAUGUUUCUGUUGAAGAAACCGUUAUACUUGAAUUCAGGUCAGUUUCGGUAUUUUUCCAAUAUUUUUUUAAAAGGAAUUGCAAUUGUGCCAAGCAAAUAUAUCGAAUCGAAUUCAGUUUGUUUAAAAAGGAAAAGAAAAAAAAAAAAAAAAAAGAGUCACUUCUUGUAUAUUUUGCUGCAUGUCAAGUGAAUCAUUUCGUAUUUGGAAUGUGCCAAGCUUUACCUUUGAACUUUUAAGUGCUUUUCUACGUGUGGUCGGGGACAGGGGUACUAUUUUUUUUUUUCCUUUUUUAAUUUGUACAAUGAACAAAGUGUACCUGGUGUAAGUGACUAUUCUGCAAUCCACUGACAGGUCGAACGUUACUGAUUUUGCAUAUCUUGUGUUCAUUACCCUUCCUCCUCACCCCUUUAAACAUGCACGAUGACUUUGUUGGUAGAGUACCUUUCUUCCCGAGGCUGGGACGUUUUGUUCAGGCUUUGUUCUCUUUCCUUUUGCUCAGCCUCUCUGAAGGUCUCUUCCCACGAGAGGGUGGUGAGAUCCCCAAGCCCACGUGGAAGAUCCAUCCCAUCUCUUCAGCUGGCACCAGCAAUUCAGGGAGGGGAAAAGCACCUGCUUGCAGAUUGAGGUUAGAUAGUUCAUCUGAUGGUUGUAACAGGAUCCUGGAGUAAGGAUGCAAAUGGCAGAAUCAUUUGCAAAAUAAAUGUGCCUAACUCUGGACUGAAAGCACUGGGUAAGUGAGGGACAGAGCUCUGGAUCGUUGCUUAGGAAAAUUGUUGUGGUCUGGUCAUGACACGGAUGUUCGGUGACUUUCGUGUGUUUCCAUGCACGUUCCCAGACCUUAGCAUAUGGGUCAUGCUCUAAGUCACAAAACAUCCGAUGGCACAGCGUGUCCCGGCCAUACUUCCCUGCUGCUGAGUGCGAACCUUUCCUGAUUCACCCCACGAUGGUACACGGCCCUCACCCAUGGCAGAGGCUGAGAAACCAGGGAGAUAUUAUUAGAUUUUAUGUGGCUGAUUUCUGUCUAGACUGCUACUGUUUUUUUUUUUCCAUUUUCAAGAUGUUUCACAAACUUGCAGAUGAGUGCUCAUAGGUGUGAUCUGACUCAGAGCUAAACUUUCAUUCCAGUCUUGAGCUUCACAGAUGUUUGAGUACAUCAUUUAUUAUGUAUUUUUGUAAUGCCCUUGGGUUUACUUCUUGACUCUGCUUGGGCCAUUAAGCAGAAAUAGUGGAAGAUAUUUUUGAAAGUGCAGUUUUUCCUUGUUAUUUUGAACUGGCCAGUAGCAGCUCGAGAUGCCUUGCCAACAAAUCCUUUUAAACUGGGGAAAUGUGAACCUACUUAAGCAACCAUCUGGCAUCAGAGUCCCAAUCCAAGUCCCUGGAGAAAGCAACCACCUGAAGUCUGUCAGCCUCAUUUUUUCCAUCCCUCUUGUCUGUACCGAGAUUGGCAUGCGAGCAGUUCUCCCUUUGUGAGUUUGCUGUUGGUAGCUCUGUAGUGCUCCAAAGCUACUUGAAAGGAAAUAAUGCAGUACUGGCUAUUUUCUGUAAAUGAAAGCAGCAAAGGGGCUCCCUGUCUCAUUUUCCUCCACUAGAAAGUCCCCCUGGCCCUCCCAGUAAGGGGCAGAGGUGCUCCUUGCUCCUGAUUAACAAAGUUCUGGCCUAGAGCAGCAGAGGCAAGGGGCAUUCUGGAUGUCUACCAGCACUUGUCAUCUUUUAGGACUUUUCCUGAGGGGAAGGAGAAGAAUGGAAAGGACUGUGCCCUGCACAUUGCUGGUGAAGCUGUGGCUCCCCCAUGGGUCAAAGGUGACAAUAGCCAGGGAAAUCCCUGCAGUCUGCUGGAAAAUGGCUUAGGUCCUGCAGAGUGAGAAAUGUAUGGCUAGCAGAGCAUGCAGAUGCCUUGUGCUGUCUGAGGGGCAGUUCAAUAUAGCCAUUGCUGGUGCCAGCUGUGCAAUUUUCUCUUUCUGGGGAGGGUGGCUUUUUUUUAUUAUUAUUAUUUAUUUCCAUUUGAGGUACACGCAACAUGCACAUUGUGACAGGCCUGAGCAAAGAGCUACUGCCUCCUUCAGGUGAGGUGGAGUCUGGGGGUGAUGGAAGUGGGGCAGGCAUGGUAGGCGGGGUCCUUCCUCUCCCGGUGCAUGGGAGUAGAUGGUGGGUACAGACACUGUGCUGUGGAUGGAAGCCACGGAGGAACCAAUGGCCAAGGAGUGGCAUGGAAUGAAGGAAAGAAAGGGGAAAACGAUCUGCUGUUUGCCACUGAGCAUCUCUGACUUGCAGGAGUACACUGCAGACUAAAGACAUUUCUUACAAAACAACAAACCUCAUCCCUUUACCACUCCUGCUCAUUACUCCAGGCAGUACUGGGCCAGCCACACCGGGUGCAUUUCUUUUUUCUUCCUUAUUCUGUGUGGCUGAUGUGACAGGGAAGCAAGCGGAACUCGUGGUCCAGAGCUGGGGUUUCACUAUCCGCAGACCUUUUUUGCAUCACCUGUAUCUUCAGCUGGACAUACGGAUGAUGAUGGUGUGGAUGCUGCUGCUGCUGCAGGGUCCGGCCUGGUUUGUUACCCUGCCCACUUCACCCAGCACGGAAGGACAGCCAGAGAGGUGCCAUGUACAGAACCGCAUCUAUUUCUGCUUUGUUUUCUGACUCAGAACCCUGCCCCCAGUGACUAUGACAACGAUGAUGAAAACAACAACAACAAAAAAAGGGCAAAUGCAUUUUUUACAUUUCUUGAUAAUUUCCAAAGCAAUGUAUCAUUGCUUUCUUUAGACUGACGCCAAUAUAACAGUUGUAUGGGUCUCAGCCAGGCUCCUGUGUCUUUUCUGCCUGAUAGUUUCAGAUUGCUGUAUGAAAUGUAUGCGCGUUUGCACACAGACACAAUCGCACAAGGUGACAGCACCACGAGCCCGUGGGGUUGCGGACUUGUGUUGUAGGUGAAGCUGGAGGCCUUGCUUCCUACGUCUAGGUGAGAAACCCCAACCCAUGGGCCCAGAAAGCUGAAGUGGGGCAUCCCCACUGAGUCAGAACUGAGCAUCCUAUGGUAUGGGCCAGUUGAGACUGUCCCAGGAUAGGGUGGGGAGAGGAACAGCGAGGGGGGAAACAAAGUAAAUAGAAUCCAUUCAGAGGCUUCUGGCAGUGGUGAGAUUUUAUCAGUUCCAAUAAUUAAUCUGUAGCGUGUAUUAAAAAAAAAAAAAAAUCCUGGCCAUCAGAAGCCCCUGUUCCCAUCCUGCUAACACAGGGAUAGAGUUCACUAGUGGUCAGGGAGGUUUUACUAAUAUAAAGAAUGUGGAAAACAGAACUGAGCCUAGAAAGAACUUAAUAUUUUUCCUACAUUUAUUUUCUUCUCCAAAGAUGAAGAAAUGCAAAUUUCAAUAGCUGCAUAGGAUUUCUUUUCUCAUCUUUUGAAUGUUGCAAAGAUAUAAAAGUCUUGUUCUGGAUUAGCGAGCCCAGGGAUCCAAAAGGUUUCCGAUGGGAUCUCAGUCUGUGGAGCUUUGCUCUCUCUUGCUUUGUUUCUGGACAGCUGAAACCAUUGUGGCCUUGCUGCUCCAGUGCCUGAGAAGGUAUGGCUGAAGGCAGAAACACAGCAUAAAGAAAUCCUGUACUGAAAACAAGACCAAGCCACAAUUGCUAUCAGAGUAGCAGCAUCACACUGGAGUGGAAAAAUCCUUUUCUGAAAUGAAAUUUAGUGUUCUAGUUCAAUCUUCCAUUCUUCCCCCACCCUAUGCAGGGAACAUGACUUAACUGUUAAUUAACACUUGAUCUUAAAACAGGCCUUUAAGGGCACAGACCUUGAUUGAGCUGCCAAAAUGUGUGCAUCCUCUGCCAUCUGAGAUACCCUGCAGUAUUCUGCCCAGCCUGCAACAGAAGUUCCAGGAGGGCACAACACUUCUCCUUGACUGGUGCCAUGUCUGCCAGCCCCACAUGUGCUGUGUGGGCCUCAGACGGCAGGGGACAGUUAGGCAACUUAACCAAGUCCCUUUCUGAAGGGCUAACCAAGCCGAGCAGCACCAACAGCUGAAGUAAGGAGGGAAUCUUCUUUAGCAUUACCAAGGGCUUAGCAAGGCAUGACUGGGAGCCCAUCUCCAUGCUCCCAUGCUGUUCUCCCACCCCACGCCAUGCGGGCAGGCCCUGCUCCUAUGGCCUGGAGCCCUGGCACCCUGCCCAGCCCUCACCCAGCACAGGCCUAGUGCCUGCACCCCAGGCCCUCGGAGUAGCAGCAAGAGCAGGCAUGGUCCCACCCCACAGUGCAUUUUUUUCUGACAGUGUUCAAACAGCCCCUUUCCAAAGCAUUUUCCUAUUCAAGACAGACCCACGGGCUCAGACACCAUUCAUUAGCCUCAUCAUUCAGAGGAUAAAAUACCUGUGUUUUCCUGUUUCGUUUUGCAUUUUGUCCAGUCAGGCAAAAUGCAAGCUCUUCCUCAAACAGGCUGUAAUGCCUUUUAAUAUAUAUAUUUUUUUCUAAUAUUUUAAGCAUCCCAAGCCAGUCCACUCCCAUCCUAAGCAGGUAGACUGGUAACCAAUACUACCUAAACAUCAUCGACUUCAUGAUUGCUCAUCGGAGUGAUUGGUUCAGGAUUAUUCAGUCUUGACAAUUUGAAUGUGGGAAGAUUUAAGAGGAGGAGGAGUCAGAUUGUAAAUAUCUCUUUGACAACAUUGCUGCAUCACACACAAAAACGGGGAGAUACUUUUAAAACUGCCUUAAAAAUCAAUUCCGAAUGACGGAGUCUCCCUCCAAACAAUUGCCACUUGGUAGAUCAAGGGAUAAGUCGCUUUGGGUAAAUUCUGGCAAGAAAUGGUUGGAAUCUGGUCCAGUUUGGGAAAUGUAAAUGUAAUUUAGGAGCUGAUCUCUCACUCAGUCUGACUUCAUAUCCACACUAACGACUGAGCACUGCAGGAUCCAAACUGCUUAAGGCAUGGGGUUGCUGUACCUGGCCUGUAUCUGUAUGGCGCGGUCUGGCCUGGCAAGGUACUGCAUACCUGUGUUUCCCGGUGACUUCAGGGAAGAUGGGGUUCCUCAACACCUCUUCUGUUCAGGCCCUGGAGCAUCAUUUCCUGCUCUGAUCAUCAGCUAUAACUGUUGAUAAAUAUAAGUGUUUUGCCUUCAUUUGAAUUGCCCAGAGCUGUAAAAUGACCUCUCUCAAGUAUAAACCAGUCAGUCACCUCCUCUCCCACUCUUCCCUGUGCUCCCUGCCCACCCCAGCCCUCCCUCUCACCUCCGCCCAAGUCCUUCCCUCUCUCAAGUCUUUACCUCCUUCCACAAUUUUAUAUCUAGUUUUCAUGAAGCCACAGAAAUGCUUUUGUAAAUAAUGCUGUACAGUUUGUAACCAUCAUGUAAGCCUGUCAUCAGUGCCAGAGUCCGUCUUGCCCUCUCGCACGUUUUAAAGUCAACAGAGAAAAGUUAGAGUGAAUGGCCCGCAAGCGAGCUAUAGGGUCAUCUCUGUGUGGGACAAAUGUAUAUUCCUGUAAGAUUGCAUUUUUAUCUAAGGAAUGAUGUUAUUUUAAAAUUGCUAAUAAAUUUCUAAACAAUG